This is a messenger RNA of Cynara cardunculus var. scolymus (artichoke), 1569 nucleotides long. RefSeq names its product beta-glucosidase 18-like. The transcript is spliced from 10 exons. The record is from RefSeq and is a predicted model, not a curated record. The coding region runs from base 1 to 1569 and encodes 522 amino acids. Gene Ontology annotation, biological process: carbohydrate metabolic process. Lineage: Eukaryota; Viridiplantae; Streptophyta; Magnoliopsida; Asterales; Asteraceae. Gene Ontology annotation, molecular function: beta-glucosidase activity.
AUGAAAAGGAUGAAAUCACCCACCAUUUUUCUCUUCUUCUUCUUCUUUCUCAUCUCCACUUGUGCUCUUCUUCUUGAAGCCUCCAACAAUGGCGGUGGAGGAUCCAAAGAAGUUCCCGAUAUCAAAAGAUCCGAUUUUCCACUCGGGUUUCUCUUUGGAGCAGCCACUUCUGCUUACCAAAUUGAAGGAGCCUAUCUCGAUGAUUCUAAAUCGCUCAGCAACUGGGAUGUAUUUUGUCAUUCAGUCGUAGGUUGUGGAAGAAAUGGAUCGAAUGGAGAUAUCGCUGACGAUCAUUAUCAUCGGUUUUUGAAAGACAUUGAGAUAAUGCAUUCCAUUGGUCUUAAAGCGUACAGAUUUUCGAUUUCAUGGGCUAGAGUUCUUCCAAGAGGAAGGAGUGGUGAAGUUAAUCCCGCCGGUGUCAGGUUCUACAACAUGAUAAUAGACAAUCUGAUCCUCAAAGGAAUCGAGCCGUUCGUGACGAUUUUCCAUGGCGAUUUUCCUCAGGAACUUGAAGACAAAUAUGGGUCUUGGCUCAACGCCGAAAUGACGGAAGAGUUUGCGCAUUUGGCCGAAAUUUGUUUCAAGUCGUUUGGAGACCGAGUGAAGUAUUGGGCCACGAUCAAUGAACCGAACAUCUUCACGGACUUGUCUUACCAAAGAGGCGUUUUUCCUCCUUCUCGUUGUUCCGAACCAUUCGGCAACUGUAUCCACGGAAAUUCGGAUGUCGAGCCCCUCAUUGUUAUGCACAACUUGUUACUAGCCCAUGGCAAGGCAGCCAAGCUAUAUCAUGAAAACUUUCAGCCUAAACAAGGUGGAUCGAUAGGGCUCGUGAUGCACUGUUUCAUGUACGAACCGCUAACAGACAGUGAGCUUGAUCGCAAAGCCGCCAAAAGGGCCUUGGCUUUCAAUAUUGGCUGGUCACUUGAUCCCGUAAUCUUUGGAGAAUACCCCGAAGAAAUGCGCGAAUACCUUGGAACCAAAUUACCAAGUUUCUCCAUCGAGGAAAAGAACUUCUUGAAGAACAGUACCGAUUUUAUUGGCAUCAACCAUUACACGACUAUAUAUACCAAGGAUUGUACCAACUCGGGUUGCUCCCCAACUGCGAAUCGUGCAAUUAAAGGUUUUCUAGAGAUGGUUGAAGAGCGUGAUGGUGUACCGAUCGGCGAACCGACCAAGGUCAAAGGAUUUUCGGUUGUUCCUAGAGGCAUGGGGGAGAUUGUUAACUAUAUCAAGAUUCGGUACAAUAAUACACCCAUGUUUAUUACUGAAAACGGGUAUUCUACCCCCGACGUGGACGCGAAAGGAAUCAAAGAGCUCGUGAAUGACGUCAAACGAGUUAAAUUUCACACAGCGUACCUCGCUUCUCUAGCCGAGUCUAUCAUAGGGGGAGCGGAUGUACGUGGAUAUUUUAUAUGGUCGUUGAUGGAUAAUUUCGAGUGGCUGCAAGGUUAUGACGUGAAGUUCGGGUUAUAUUACAUCGACCGUCGAACGCUAACUCGGUUGCCGAAGCUUUCUGCUAAAUGGUACGAGAAUUUUUUGAAGAACAAGAGUGAUGUUAUGAAGUUGUAG